This is a messenger RNA of Styela clava, 6743 nucleotides long. RefSeq names its product MAM and LDL-receptor class A domain-containing protein 1-like. The record is from RefSeq and is a predicted model, not a curated record. Gene Ontology annotation, biological process: proteolysis. Lineage: Eukaryota; Metazoa; Chordata; Ascidiacea; Stolidobranchia; Styelidae. Gene Ontology annotation, cellular component: membrane. Gene Ontology annotation, molecular function: zinc ion binding; metalloendopeptidase activity.
UAUAUUUUAAUACUAUUUUAUUAGUUUUAAGGUUUUAACAAUACGCCUCCUGCUUGGAUGUUUAUAAAUUAUGAAGUUUUCAUAUUUAUUUGGAAUUACAUUGUUUGUAAUAUGUGGGACGUACACUCAAGAAGUGACGUCGCGAUGUGAAGGGAAAAACUGUGACGGAAAUGCUACAAUUGAAGAAGAAGUUACAAAUCAAAAAUAUUAUGGAAAUCAAGAAGUGAAUCAUGAUAAAAAUCUGGAUGCGAUUGUAUUGAAUCCCGCGAGCAAUGGAAAUGCCGCUCAAAGAAAUCAUUUUCGAAACUAUUUUGAGUCGAAUCAAUACAUCGAACAAGGGGACGAUAAUACUGAAGUUGAGGUAGUGGAAUAUGAAGGACCUAGACCUCACAUUUUGACGAGACUCAAAGCUUUAAUGGGAAAUGGAGCCGAGUUCGAAAGCGGUGAUGAAUUAGAUGAAGCACAAUUUAGUGAUGAGAAUUUAUACGAUGGUGGCACGGAUUUGGGGUCAACAACAGCCGCCACGCCAGUACCGGAUAAAGAGCCACAACCUAAAGACGAAAAAGUCGAGGUUGACGAACCAGAAGACCUUGAAAAACAGAAGAUGGAAAGUGGAGAAACCUUUGCUAAGAUUUUAAAAUACAAUCAAGAACAACAUGUAGAAGGUGUAUUGGAAGGCGACAUGAAAUUUUCACGAUUAUAUAACUCUGCUACCGAUAUCGACAUAUGGCCCAAAACUACUUACGGAACAAUGGCAGGAAAAGUUUUAAUUCCUUACAAGAUUGCAGCCAAAUACAACCGCACAGAAGUUGCCAUUAUAAAAAGUGGAAUGGAAUUAUACACGAAGCACACAUGCAUUCGUUUUGUACCCAAAAAAUCAGAGAUUGCCUAUAUAUUUAUCACAGACGCCAAAGGAUGCUGGGCAUAUGUAGGCAAAACCGGUUAUUCGUCUCAGACAGUCUCACUUGGGCGACCAGGUUGUGUCGCGAAAGGAAUUACAGCCCAUGAACUUAUGCAUGUUGUCGGAUUCCAACACGAACAUUCACGUACCGAUCGUGACAAAUAUGUGACUAUUUUGGAGCAUAACAUUCAAAAAGACAUGAGGCAGAAUUUUGACGUCCACAAAAGCACAAAAAAUCUUGUGAUAUAUGAUUACAACAGCGUCAUGCAUUACAGCAAAACUGCAUUUUCCAAAUUUCAAUAUCUUCCAGCAAUUCAAAUUUAUCCCAAACGAAAACCGGAACCGGAAAUAGGACAACGAGACCGAAUGAGUCCGUAUGAUAUAGAAGAAAUCAAAUAUCUUUAUGACUGCAGUUCUGAUAGUUACACAAGAUGUGGAAAGGACUUUAUUAAUGAAAGGACAGAUUCGUUUGCUAGCCCGAGACAUCCUCUUAGUUAUCCUUCUGAAGCGCAUUGUACAUGGAAAAUCGUUGUUCCUAAAGGACGUUACGUUUCCGUAACUUUUACAAAGAUUGAUAUUGAAAGUUCGAACUUGUGCCAAAGAGAUGCAAUCUUAGUACAUGAUGGCCCAAAUGCUGCAGCACCUCGUUUGAAAGUAAUUUGUGGAACUAAAUCAUCAGCUGUUACAGUUGUCAGCACCGAUAACGAGAUGUUCAUCAUGUUUACAUCCGAUCCUAAUAAAAAUAGUUUCACCGGAUUUCAAGCAACUUUCAGACAAACUUACUCCAAAGGAGUUCGGCCACUACCGUAUACCGUACCUGCACUUGGAAGGAUUGGCUACACAGAAAAAACAUUCAAAUGUGACUUCGAUGACGGAGUUUGCGGAAUGCAACAAGAUACUUUAGACGAAUUAGAUUGGAUAAGAUACCGUGGAGCUACACCAAGUCAAGGCACUGGACCCAGCAACGACCACACCACAGGAAGCGGCCAUUACAUGUAUGUCGAAUCGUCUUUACCAUCAAAAAGUGGAGAUACCGCAAUUUUACGAACACCAUGGUUAACCAAAGAGAAAUACAAACCCCAUUGCGUUCAGUUUAGUUAUCACAUGCAUGGAUCUUACAUGGGAACACUGAGAUUAUACGCGUACGAAAAAAGAAAAAAUGACAACUAUGGACAUGAAGUUUUGUUAUGGGAAAAACACAGUAACCAAGGCAACAGAUGGUUUACAGAUGCAGUGACGUACAGACCAAAAUCUGACGUUGAUAAAGUACAAUUUUUCUGGCAAGCCUACGUUUUCUUCUACCAAUCUGAUUUCGGACUUGACGACAUUGAUAUCACCAACGCCGCUUGUAGCAUGGCUGCUUCCAAACCAGCUACAACCAGAAGAGUGGUUCUCAUCAGCCCAACUACGCAACCAAUCGUGCGGAAACCAACUACAACUACCACCACAACAACGAAACCAACUACGACACCAACCACGAUACCAAUACAGACUUCUCCAAUAGACGAAACAUCAUGCGAUUUCGACUCCGGAUUAUGUGGUUGGACUCAGGUCACCACCGAUGAUUUUGACUGGGAACGAGCAAAAGAUGGUACUCCUAGUCACAAUACCGGGCCUACUGGCGACCAUACAUCCAAGCAAGGUCACUUUUUGUUCAUCGAAGCUUCAAGUCCACGUAUAGCAGGUGACGUCGCUCGGCUUCUUUCUCCAAAAUUGACAACAAAACCGCAUUGCUUGCAAGUGUGGUACCAUAUGUAUGGUUCUCAAAUUGGUGCAAUAUUGAUAAAGCAAAUUACGAAUGGAGUGGAGCAAAAAUUGAUUGAAAAGGUAGGCAACAAGGGAGACAAAUGGUUGUACGCAGAAGUUGACGUUAUAACUCCAGCAGUAAAGACGGUGCGUGGUCCCAUAUACGGAAAAUGGAAAGAUGAAGCAUACACACAAGUCGCCAUUGAUGGUGUACGAGGAGGAGGUUACCCUGGUGAUCUUGCCAUUGAUGACGUCAAGAUUACGUCAUCACCAUGUGCGUCAACCCCUGUCAGAAAGCCGAAAGUUGAAUCUCAAGUUCGAGAGUUGUCUUGCAAUUUUGAUAAAAAAGAUAAUUUAUGUGGAUUUGUUAAUACCGAUGCUGAUAACUUUGACUGGGUACAACAUAGCGGAAAAACUCAGAGUGGAAGUACCGGACCCGAGUUCGAUCAUACUAUGGGAGAUGAAACCGGACUUUAUCUUUACACUGAGGCGUCUUCUCCAAGACAGAAAGGAGACAAUGCUACCCUGGUUUCACCAAAACUAGCUUCUGGAAAAUAUUGCGCCCGUUUCUACGUUCAUAUGUGGGGAUCCGGUAUGGGUGAUAUAAGGGUUUAUACAGCUGAAUAUAAGAAUGGCAGGACCGAAAACCGACAGAAACAGUGGGGAAUGUCCGGAACUCAAGGAAACUCAUGGUUGAAAGGCGAAUUUGAGUUUGAAACUUCUAUUAACAUCGAAUACGUUCAAUUAGAAUUUGUAGGUACAAUUGGACACACUUUCACUAGUGACGCGGCUCUUGAUGACAUCUCAGUUGUGCCAGGAAAAUGUACCGAUGCCAAUAUAGCCACUACAGUGACUACUUCAGCACCAACGACCACCAAAACAACAACGACUACAAAACCGACGACAACAAAGCGAAAACCCACAACAACGACACGAAAACCUACAACAACGACACGAAUAUCUACUACAACGACACGGAAACCUACGACAACGACACGGAAACCUACGACAACGACACAAAAACCUACCACAACGACAACUACCACGCCUAAACCAACUACCCAAAGAACGACUACCACCACAAGAACAACCACUACCAAAACACAAACUACAACUACCACAACAACUAAAGCGCCAACAACACCCACUAGGAGAACCACCACGACCAAACGCACGACAACUACUCGAAAGCCUACCACUACAACUAAGCAGAUAAAAACCACACUAAAACCAACUACUAGAAAAACUACUACACAGGCACCAACUAGGCAAAGAACACUCAAGCCAGACGGUAAGAACAGACCACGCACACGACCACCAACUACUGGACCAAUAUUAGGCGUAGCUAGAAUAAGACCGUACCCUAGAAGACCACAGCCUCGAAUCCUAACAAACCGAAAAACAACCACUGCUUCACCAAGAACAACUACACAAAAAUCCAGGAUAACAAUUGCAAAACCGAGGGAUUUUAAUUGCAAUUUCGAGUCCAGAAUCGAACCAUACUGUGGAAUGCAACAAUACACCACUGACAAGUUUGAUUGGAUAAGACAUUCUGGAAACACACCUAGUUCCGGAACAGGACCAAUUAACGACCACACUCUUGGAUCAACCAAAAAUGGAAACUAUCUGUUUAUUGAGGGAAGUAAGCCACGAACACCAAACGACAAUGCAAUUAUUACCACACCGGCUCUAUCCGCAAUACCUGAAGAAAGAUGUGUCGUGUUCUGGUACCAUAUGUAUGGAAACGGAAUAGGCAAACUUCGUGUUUAUUCGGAAUUGUCAAGAACCGGAAGUUUCAAGAAAUUCAGCAAAGCUCCAUCAAAAAUAACCGUGACAAGUCACGUCGAGUUUGAGCUUAGUGGAGAAAAGGGCAACGCAUGGAGAAUGGCAAAAAUAAAUGUUAAACGAAGUGUUCAAAAUCCAUCUGCAAGUCUAAGAUUUCAUUUUGAAGGAGUGAGAGGACCAAAAUUCCGAAGCGAUUUGGCUAUUGAUGAUAUUUGCAUCGCUGCAGGACCAUGUGGACCAACGUCUCCAUGUUUGAAAAAAGGACCUCGAUCAAAACCCACAAGACUAACAAGAAGGCCCGGCAGAGCAAGAAAACCUCAUCGUACAACGAAACCACCACAAACGACUCCAAGGCCAAAACCAAGAUUGUUGACAGAAACUACAACAAAACCAGUCAAAACAGAAACCGAUUUGCCAGUUCAGAUGCCAUUCUGUUCGUUCGAUUCGGUCAUAAAGAAGUCAAAACUUAAGGCAAAUUUGAACAAUGCAAAUGACGUGAUGUGCGGGUGGGAACAAGAGCAAAACGACGAUUUCGAUUGGACGAGACAUACAGGACAAACUCCUAGUGCGUCAACUGGUCCAGAUGGAGAUCACACGUCCGGAAAAGGUCACUAUCUUUUUAUUGAAUCAUCAGCUCCGCGAUCUGCAAACGAUGUAGCUGUCUUGAAAUCGAAACAAUUGUAUCCAACGCCAUAUUGUGUCAAACUAUAUUACAAUAUGAACGGGGUUGGUACCGGUGCAUUGGUGGUUCGAGCACAACAAGAAAUGACAAACAGACCAAUGACUUUGAAUAAUUUGAAAAUAUUGAAGGGACCAAAAGGCACGGCAUGGGGCAAGUUGGAAGUCUAUUACAGACCAAGAGGAAGCGUAAAGAAUGUCCAAUUCAGAAUCGAAGCAGUACGAGGGGAAGAUUACAUGUCUGAUUUAGCCAUUGACGAUUUGAACGUUACACCAGGGAAAUGUGAUUCCUGUUCAAGACCGAAUAGAAAAUUCAAAGACAACUUGGGGAAACAUCAGACAUUUUACACCGGCUGCAUCAACAGCAAAUUGUUUUAUGUAAAGUGUUGCAGUCUAGCUGGAGAAAAGAUCGUUUACAAAAACGUACCUAAAUGUUCAUUGAACUCUUUCACACCGGAGAAAUUAAAUUGGAUGUGCCAGUACGAGUGAUACUAAAUGUGAACUGUGCAACUCCGACGCCAUAUUAUGUCCAACACUAGUGUUCGCAUGGCCUACAAGCACCGCGACAUGGGCACUUUAGUUUGGGACUACAUAAUCGUGUGUUAAGAAUGAUGUAGCGUAAAUAUUUGUCACAGAUUGCCGCGUUUAUUGAAAUUAUUGUCACUAGGCAAAAAAAAUUAUAUACGUUUAACCUAUUGUGACGUCACUGCAGGUGACUUGAACGCCUUGCGGUUGAAUUUUAUUUUUUAUCAUAUUUUUAAUUGACAAAAUAUUUCUAUUUUUAAACAAAAUUGAUGAGUCAGCCUACAUAAACGUAGUGCUAUAUCACGGAAAGUCUGUAUGAGGAUGAUCGAUAUGCAUCCCGUUGCAGGAGAGUUCAUUUACAUGAUUAAAUAUGUACAAUAAAUUGAAGAAUAUAGUCGAGUACAUUUUUUUUAUUGCUAAGAAUACAUAUUAUGCGCGCGGGGCGCGUGUACUCGCUAUUUAACAUCAUUAACGUCAUUGUAUUGAAACUUCACCAUGUUCCAUUUUUAAUACUUACAAAUCAAUAUCUAUAAAGGUAUCAAAAGUGAUCUUGAGGUCAUACUCGGCCAUGUAUUUUUCACAGAAAUAGUGCGCUUUUUAGCACUUUCUGUGCUUGGUACGUAUUCAAGCCGAGGAUGACUGUCUUGUAAAUAUAUUGUCCGUUUCGCAUUUUCAAAAUAUCUCUCAAUGCUUUUACAAUUUCUUUCCGUCUCAUUUGUUCAGCGAAUUAUUCUUAUUCUGCGUUGAGCGCAAAAUAAAUUGUGUUUCCAUUCGAAAAAUAUCCAACUCAAUUUCAAGCCUGGCCAAAACUAGUCAUAGGUGGAAAUCCAUUCGAAAAUGAAUAUACGCUUUGAAUUUCAAGUAUUACAGUUUUUAUGUUUGGUUUGUUAGAGUGUGUAUAAGUGUUUUGCUAGUUGUUCACCAUAUUAUUUCAUAUGAUCUUAGCGAUAAGAAUGGUUUGUUUCGCCCUUUUCCAAAUCUUCCUGGGACUAAUUCAAACUUGCUUGCAAGUUUUCUUAUGUGUACUUUCUUUGAUAUAUAUACCUAUAAAUUUUGUUAUAGAAUGACUUUUGUGCAUAACUUUGAGAAUAAAAAUCCAGAUACGAGA